Messenger RNA from Copidosoma floridanum, 1266 nucleotides. It is a transcript of the gene Vha36-1, whose product is annotated as V-type proton ATPase subunit Vha36-1. Gene Ontology annotation, molecular function: proton-transporting ATPase activity, rotational mechanism. Lineage: Eukaryota; Metazoa; Arthropoda; Insecta; Hymenoptera; Encyrtidae. The record is from RefSeq and is a predicted model, not a curated record.
AUGUCGGGAAAGGAUAAACUUCCGAUUUUCCCCUCUCGGGGAGCUCAAAUGUUGAUGAAGUCUCGGUUAGCUGGAGCACAAAAGGGACAUGGCCUUCUCAAGAAGAAAGCUGAUGCUCUGCAAAUGCGUUUCAGAAUGAUCUUGGGAAAGAUUAUUGAGACAAAAACUCUUAUGGGAGAAGUAAUGAAAGAAGCAGCUUUUUCCUUGGCAGAAGCUAAAUUUACUACUGGCGACUUUAACCAAGUGGUACUCCAAAAUGUAACCAAGGCACAAAUCAAGAUUCGUUCAAAGAAAGACAAUGUAGCUGGUGUCAACCUGCCUGUGUUUGAAUCAUAUCAGGAUGGUACGGAUACAUAUGAGCUGGCUGGUUUGGCUAGAGGUGGACAGCAGCUAACUAAACUGAAAAAGAAUUAUCAGAAAGCUGUGACACUUUUGGUCGAAUUGGCCUCACUGCAAACUAGUUUUGUCACUUUGGAUGAAGUUAUUAAAAUCACAAAUCGUCGUGUUAAUGCUAUUGAGCACGUUAUCAUUCCGAGAAUCGAAAGAACCCUGGCUUAUAUUAUUUCUGAGCUUGACGAGCUUGAGCGAGAAGAGUUUUACCGUUUGAAGAAGAUUCAGGAUAAGAAAAAAUUGACCAAAGCCAAGAAAGAAGCUCAAAAAGCAGCAAUGAUAGCAGCAGGAAAUGAUGAGAUCAGAGAAGUAGCUAAUAUGCUUGAUGAAGGUGAUGAUGAUAUACUAUUUUAAACGUUAAAUAAAAUAAUAUAGAUUGUUCGAAAUGCAAAAAAACAUUUCCAUAUAAAAUAAAUCAAGUUUAAAUUUAUGUACAAUAUUUGGCACAAUGAGUCUCUGAUGCAGGUUAUGCAAGGCUCCCAGCUAAUCUCAAUCACAGACUCAUUGUUUAUUUCAAUUUCUAACAAUCAGUAUAUUUAAUAAUUUUUUCUUGAUAAAUAUUGUACACAUAUUAUUGUUAUUAUUUUACUUUAUGUGUGCAGUAUAUAAUUUUUAAUGAAUGUCACGAGAACGAAUUGUAACGUAAAUAAUCAUGAAUUUUAUAUUUAUUAUUGUUAUCAUUAUUAUUAAACGAAAAGCAAAAAAAUAAGAUACGUUGAGAUAAUACCUAUUUUUCUCUUUCACAAACUCUAUUAAUGUAAUGAUAUGUAUGUCUAAGUAUUAUAAGAUUGGCGCAAAAAGUUAUUAGAUAAUAUUUUAAGAUUUGAUUGCUAAAUGUAUUAAAAUUAUCUGUAAAGUAAACAAAAUUACAUUUGG